AUGGGGGCCAAGUCGUCAAAGGACUUUGCAAACGAGGAGUUGAGCAGGAGGACGACGAUGACGAAAAGGACUGGGGGGGUCAGGGAGGGGAGUUUUUCCUCAAUCCGAAAGCAGGCCACCACGCACUUUGGGUACAGCAUCCUGAGCCUGGCCAUGCGCGGGCUGGCCGAGGCUCCGGACGAGCUGUGGGAGCUGACCGAGCUGGAGAAGCUCAACCUGUCCCUCAACUGCCUGUCUGCCCUGCCGCCCAGUGUCGGUGCCCUGGAGAACCUGGUGGUGCUCAACCUGUGGGGGAACCAGCUGGCCAGCCUGCCGCCCGAGAUCGGGCUGCUCAAGAACCUGCGGGUCCUCUUCGCCUACCGCAACCGGCUGAGCGAGGUGCCUGCGGAGCUGAGCGCCUGCACCAAGCUGGAGGUGCUCAGCCUGGCCAACAACGAGAUCGCGGGUCUGCCGGGGAGCCUGUCGGCCCUGCGCCGCCUCACCAAGCUCAACCUCAGCCACAACCGCAUCAUGCACAUCCCCGCCUGCGUCUACGGCAUGAAGGGCCUGGUCUUCCUGCACCUGGCCUGCAACCGCCUGGAGAACAUCGCCGACCAGAUCCAGGACCUGGUCAACCUCAAGAUCCUCAUCGUGGAGGGCAACCGCAUCCACGCCCUGCCCAAGACCCUCUGCUCCCUCACCUCGCUCGAGCUGCUCAACGUGGACUUCAAUGACCUCCAGAGCGUUCCCAUGGAGAUGUACCUGCUGAGGAGGCUGGAGAAGCUGGCCUGCCACCCGCUGGACAAGGGCCUGCACAUAGUGCACAACCCCCUGCUGAAGCCCAUUAAAGAGGUCCUCCAUGGUGGACUCAGUGCUCUCUACACUUAUCUGAAGCCAGCAUGA
This is a messenger RNA of Anguilla anguilla (European eel), 882 nucleotides long. RefSeq names its product leucine-rich repeat-containing protein 30-like. Bases 1 to 882 code for a protein of 293 amino acids. The record is from RefSeq and is a predicted model, not a curated record. The transcript has a single exon. Lineage: Eukaryota; Metazoa; Chordata; Actinopteri; Anguilliformes; Anguillidae. Gene Ontology annotation, molecular function: protein binding.